AUGACUUCCUCAGCCGUUAUCUCCAAUACUGAGAAUCUUCUCAAGUAUCUCAGUCUCGACCAAAAGGGCAAGGUUCUUGCCGAGUACAUCUGGAUUGACGCCGAGGGCGGUGUUCGCUCAAAAACCAAGACUCUCUCCAAGGCUGUGACCUCCGCCGACGAGCUCCCCGAAUGGAACUUUGACGGUUCUUCUACCGGCCAGGCCCCUGGCGACAACUCCGACGUCUACAUUCGCCCAGUUGCCAUCUACCCUGAUCCCUUCCGCGGUGGCGACAACAUCCUUGUCCUGUGUGAGACCUGGGAUUCCGACGGCACCCCCAACAAGUUCAACCACCGCCAUGAGGCCAACAAGCUGAUGGACACCCACGCCAGCCAGCACUUCUGGUUCGGUCUCGAGCAAGAAUACACCCUUCUCGGACCCGACGGAUGGCCAUUUGGCUGGCCCAAGGGCGGUUUCCCCGGUCCCCAGGGCCCUUACUACUGCGGUGUUGGUACCGGCAAGGUCUACUGCCGUGACAUUGUCGAAGCUCACUACAAGGCCUGCAUGUACGCCGGCAUCAACAUCUCCGGUAUCAACGCCGAGGUCAUGCCCGCCCAGUGGGAGUACCAGGUCGGUCCCUGCGAGGGUAUCGAGAUGGGUGACCACCUCUGGCUCUCCCGUUUCCUCCUCCACCGUGUCGCCGAAGAGUUUGGUGUCCAGAUCUCUUUCCACCCCAAGCCCAUCCAAGGCGAAUGGAACGGUGCCGGUCUUCACACCAACGUCUCUAACGACGACACCCGUGCCGAUGGUGGCAUGAAGGCCAUCGAGGCUGCCAUGAAGAAGCUCGAGUCGCGCCACGUUGAACACAUUGCCGUCUACGGUGAGGGCAACGAGGAGCGUCUUACUGGUCGUCACGAGACCGGUUCCAUUGACAAGUUCUCAUACGGUGUCGCCGACCGUGGUGGUUCCAUCCGCAUUCCCCGCCAGUGCGCCAAGGAUGGCAAGGGAUACUUUGAAGAUCGCCGCCCGGCCUCCAACGCCGAUCCUUACCAGGUCACCGGUAUUAUCGUCGAGACUCUCUGCGGUGGUGCCAACUAA
Molecule: messenger RNA, 1077 nt
Organism: Talaromyces rugulosus
Lineage: Eukaryota; Fungi; Ascomycota; Eurotiomycetes; Eurotiales; Trichocomaceae
Exons: 5
Coding region: 1-1077 (358 amino acids)
Cellular component (GO): cytoplasm
Molecular function (GO): glutamine synthetase activity
Source: RefSeq, a predicted model, not a curated record